Eurytemora carolleeae is the source of this 815-nucleotide messenger RNA. RefSeq lists its product as uncharacterized. Lineage: Eukaryota; Metazoa; Arthropoda; Copepoda; Calanoida; Temoridae. Gene Ontology annotation, molecular function: chitin binding. Gene Ontology annotation, cellular component: extracellular region. The record is from RefSeq and is a predicted model, not a curated record. Bases 18 to 665 code for a protein of 215 amino acids. The transcript has 3 exons.
CAGUAUGGAUAUAUAAGAUGGUGAACCAUGAACAUCUUCAGUUGAAAUUCAUAUUCAUAAUAAUGAUCUCCCUCUCAAUUCUUCUUCUUGUUCUUCUUGGAGUCAACGGCCAAGGUGGUGUUGGAGGAGAGGAGGGGAGUCUGGAACAAUCUAUUCCAGGCAUCCCUGGAUCAGACUAUCCCAUAUUUAUUGAAGCUCCUGAGACCUCCUUCCUCUGUGACAAUAAGGUUGAUGGCGGUUACUAUUCCGAUCCCGAAGCCGAAUGCCAAGCGUUCCAUAUUUGUGCAAGCAAUGGGUUUGGUGGCCUAACCAAGUACAGUUUUGUCUGUCCCAACGGAACUCUAUUUAAUCAGGAGGUAUUUGUCUGUGAUUGGUGGUUUAAUGUAGACUGUUCCCUAGCUGAAGGAUUUUACGGACUCAAUGAUCAGUAUGCCGCAGAGCGAGAAGCCAACGGUGGAAGUCAGGGCAUUGAUCAAAGAUCAGCUGUUGGACUUCAGUCCGAUAAACCGCAACAAUCUGCUGAAAACACUGCUCAAACUAGAACUGGAAGGCGUCUCUCAGGCAAUGGAAGACAAAAUGGUGGAAGAUCCUCAAGAAAUGGAGGCAGAGGCCAAAGGAAUGGAGUUAGGUCCUCUCGAAAUGGAAGACGCUCUUUUGGAAAAUAACUUGAUUCUGAACUUUGAACAGGAAGAAUUUUACACUAUUAAACAAAAUGUUGUCUUCAUAUACUUCAUUUAGAAUAAUGUGUCUAGUCUACAAUAUGUAUUCAUAUUUAAUUAAUUAAAUUAUAAAAAUAAACCAAAAAUUGAUUUAAU